UUAAUGUGAUAAGUAUGGGCCUUUAUAUGAUUCAGACAGUUAAUCCAUCUCGUCUCGGUGACUCAGACUCGAUAAGCCUCUAUGUGUUUUAUCAGCAGCUAAUGGCACAAAAUGAAGAUGCCGUAGGCACUACCACGCCUAUUUUAUGAGUAAGGAUACCUAAUAUUCGACUCGUCGCCUCCUUACUUUUAAUUAGUAAAUUGCCAAAACUAGCUAUGCAGAUUUUUAUCUCAUCGAGUCUGUUCUAACUCCUGUAUAGUCUACUUUACUGUUAUGUUUACGUGCUAGCGACAAAGCUGCACACUUUCUAAUUUAAGAAGUGUUAAACGCGUUGCAAGAACGUAAACGAUCUGUGUCGAGUAAUGAAUAUUAAGUAUUUUGUUUUGUGUCUUUUGCAGGGUGUCAUUCGGUAGUUCCAAGGGUUCCAUGGUUGAAACACUAGUCUACGACCAUCACGAAGAGUUGCCAUAUUUGCCUCCUUUCAACACAGCAUUGGUGCAAAAUAACGGAAAGCCCGCAAAUCCGCCAUCCAAGGUUCGCGUAUCGUUCUUCGAAUCGCAGCGUCCACACUACGUUACAACACCCGAAUCUCCCGACGUACCUCUGGACGUCUAUCUUCCCGUCAUGUCGGCGUCAUCGGAAGUGCAAUCGCCAAAUUACGAAAGGCAGCAGAGCGUCGACGGCGGAAUCGACAAUCCGUUCCGGCCAGACGGAGAGCUGAGCCGCGAGGCCGACACCAUUGUCAGCCUCAUAAAGGAAGGCAAGCCCAUCACGCCCGUUGGGAGCGGGCCGGAGGUGCCUGUUCCUACCACCGAGUCGCGGGAGGUUCUGUCGGCACCGGAGGAACAGACGGACCACGUUGCUGGAGGGGUCUCUGAGAUGGUGGAUGGGGGUGGCGCGGUCCCAGCUGGGACCGGGACUGGCACCGGCACCCCAGACUGCGGAAAGGCGGGUGCCAACGGCAGCGCGCCAAAGGAUGCGGGGCCGGCGGAGCCCGGUGUGGUGGAGGUCCGUCGCGGGAUCGUCGCGCCGCCCUCUGAUGCCCCACAAGUGGAGCAGGUGGUCAUAAAGAAAAAGCCAAAGUGUAAGUGUUGCGUGAUUCAGUAAUGAGAGAUCGAGAGACUGGCUUUCUUCGGACGCGCGUCCCGCGAGAGGCGGGGCGUCGGUCGUACUCUGCGACGCUUUCAACUGUCGAGACGAGUCGUCUUUGUGGUUUUGUAUUUUGUACGUGGCAGACUUUUUAGUUUGGUUUCUAGAAGGGAUGGCGGAGAGGACGUCCACGUCGAACAACCCGUUGCCGUGGAGUGCCUCUCCCAGUAUCGAUUUUGUUUGAUCCGGUGGCCUUAUGGCAUUGCGGUGAGCUUAAUCCGAAAGUACGGCUUAUUGGAAUAAUAAUAAAGUAAUGGCAUCACCACAAGAAACUCGUGAUUUUAUAAAUCACUCUUAAUCUUUGUAUUUUUAAGUAUUUAUGUGCAUUGUCAGCACAGAAUUUAACUAUCGGUUCCCGUUGCUUAGCUAUCCCGACAUUUUAUUUGUGUGCCUUUAUUACAAUAUAUAUACAUACAUAAAAAUACAUUCGUACAUAUAUAUAAUAUAUAUAUGCAGGCUGAAAUUGAAGUGCAUUCUAGUAGGAAAAUUAAUUUUUUAAUUCAAAACUGUAAUGUAUGUCAAGAAACGGAUGGAGACAUCCGACUGGUCGAAUUUUGAACACAACAGACAUAUUUUUCUUUUUUAAUAUCUUUGUUAUCUGUUUGAAUAAAUUUCAUCCAGACAGACUGCAAUUAUUAAAUAAAUAUCCUUCACUUAAAAACAGAUGCUGGAAAAUCAUUAACUUUUACAAACCAUUAAAACGUGCAUUUACGGUGUAAAUAGUUUACAUAUUACUUUUGCUACAUAGAAAGCCAUCUAUUUUCGGUGACAGAAUUUUUACCAGACCCACAGUGGAAGACCGCACGCAGUUUACUGAGGGGCGCAAGACACCGUAUACGAAAAAACCUUUGGGACGAAACCCCCGAGUGCCCGACGCACCCAAGCCAUAAUAUGCAGCAGGCUAACAUAAGGCAGACUAUUGAAUACUUUCAAAAAUAACAAUGUUUUUUUUUGUUAAUGGCUAUGCGCGUCCACAACCUGUCGGCGAUAAGAUCCCCAAAUGCAGCAUUUAAGAUUAGAGUAAAUGUACGGUUGUGAAUUUUUACUGCAGAUAUAUUUAUAAAAAAAAGCAGGUGUAAUUUUGUAAAUACAAACUUUUUUCGAUUUAGUCACGUUUUGAUAUGUUUAAAUACAGUUUAGUCUUUUGUUUUUUUUUAAAUACAUAUAUAUAUAUAUAUGAAUGGGUUAUAAAAAGUGAUUAUUUAUCUGGGAUUUGUACCAUAUAGAAAAGUAUUUAUUUAAAUUUUUUGCUACAAAUUUUUUUGUUGUUUUUGAAAUGUGUGUAGACUAUUGCAUAGGCCAUAUUUUUUAUUUACUCUAAAAUCAUAGACGAUUGUAAGAACAUAGUUCCUGUUAUUUGUUGCCAUGUCAAUUUAAUUUAUUUUUAUGCUCGAGUGCUUAAGACUCUGUUGACGUAUUCUUAAUUAUAUUCUGUUCCAUACUUUUUCCGAGUAGCCUGACACUUUUUGUGGAUUGCAAUGUCUGCAAUCUCAAAAACUGGUCAUUUUUGUCCCUUUUCCUCUGUCGGUUGUUCUUUGCACAACUUUUAUGGACAGACGGUGAGAUUGUCGCCACUGUUAGUUUAUGUUUCUUUUGAGUGACAAAAUUUUAUGGUGCGGCUGGAAAAUUUUUUAAUGUAGAUUAUGGUGUAAAUUAUUUGCACUGGAAAUUAUUUAUCAAUAAAUUUGAAACUAAUGCAUGAAGAUUUUUCUAAAUGAAAAUCAACUAGUCACUCAAGUUAAUGAAAAAUUACUUAGCAAUUGUAUAAUAUACAAAAGAUAAAUGUAAAAUUGAUGUUUGCAGAAAUAUUUCUAUGCGAGCGAUGAUCAUCUGGCUAUGUUUCUUAUACGUAUAAAAAUAUAUAUAUAUAUACACAUAAAUACAUGCAGAACUAUUCAUGAUGUAAUGGGGAAGGCAUCAGAAAUUUAACCAGGAGAAGAAACUGCUAAUGCUCUGACAAAAUAUGGGCUUAACGUAGCAUUAGAUUCAGUCACCUCUGGAUAUUCCCGUAGCCAGAUACUGCAACUCGCGCACGUGACGACUGAAGUAUCUCGCGCCACAGACGAAAAAUUACUUUCCAAGCAAAACCAUCCAACGCGUCCCCGUGAAAUAUGUUCCUUUUAUCUGUAUCCAUUAUUGACAAUAGAUAAAAUUAUGUAAAUUUCAAUUGCUUGCAAUUGCUUUCAUUCUGUUUGGAAUAAAAAAGGUAUCUAUGACUCUCUAA
This is a messenger RNA of Centruroides sculpturatus (bark scorpion), 3373 nucleotides long. RefSeq lists its product as uncharacterized. Bases 427 to 1107 code for a protein of 226 amino acids. The record is from RefSeq and is a predicted model, not a curated record. The transcript is spliced from 3 exons. NCBI's taxonomy places the organism in Eukaryota, Metazoa, Arthropoda, Arachnida, Scorpiones, Buthidae.